UAGACCUAUGCUAUGACUUGCAACGGGAUGACAUUUUUCUCUUCUAAUUUCAUGUUGCAAACUCCUCAUGAAGAAGAAGAUCACCCUCCUUCAUCUAUCAAUCCAAUCCUUCCGUCAUGCACUCCUCAAAACUUUCAUGGUGUGCCAUCAUUGCUAGGGAGGAGAUCCAUGUCGUUUUCCGGUAUUGAAAGGUGUGAAGAGAUGAACGGAGAGGAUGACUUAUCUGAUGAUGGAUCCCAGGCAGGUGAGAAGAAGAGGAGGCUGAACACGGAGCAGGUGAAGACAUUGGAGAAGAACUUCGAGAUUGGGAAUAAGCUAGAGCCUGAGAGGAAAAUGCAGCUAGCUAGAGCUCUUGGCUUGCAGCCUAGGCAAAUUGCUAUAUGGUUCCAGAACAGGAGGGCUAGGUGGAAAACCAAGCAGUUGGAGAAGGACUAUGAUCUUUUGAAAAGGCAAUUUGAAGCUGUUAAAGCAGAUAAUGAUAUCCUACAGGCUCAAAACAAGAAACUCCAUGAAGAGAUCUUGGCAUUGAAAGGUAGAGAGACACCAGAGUCCAUCAAUCUCAAUAAAGAAACUGAAGGAUCCUGCAGCAACAGAAGCGAGAACAGCUCUGAUAUAAAUUUGGAUAUCUCAAGAACAUCAGCCAUUGAUAGCCCUCUAUCCUCCCAUCCAAGCAGGCCCUUUUUCCCAUCAAUCAGGCCACCAAAUGCUGCCCACUUCCUCCACAAUUCAUCAAGACCCGACCUCCAAUGCCCGAAAAUUGAGCACAUCCCAGCCCCGGAUGACAGUUUCUGUAACAUGUUCAUUGGAGCCGACGAUCACUCCGGCUUCUGGCCAUGGUCAGAACACAACCAUUUCCAUUGAAUGCAUCAAUCCUCUCCUUUGAUCGUUACAACCGUCUCUACCCAAUUCAUGAUUCGCUUUGUCCCAAUGAAAAUCGAGAGAGAAACGGCCUACAUUUGUCUAUCCAUUUUCAUCAGCUCGAUUUCACAUCAUGGGUUGGUGUAUAGAAGCAUAUACCAGUUACGGCUGCGUUUGGAUGCCAAAUUCAAUUGAAUUGCAAUCAUUAUUUGAAUAAAAUGAAGAUGGGUCGUGCUCCAAAUUGCAACUUGGACUACUUUCGAGUUGUAGUACUCAAAAGGAAAUGAAUUGCAAUUCCAGGGAGGCUUGCUCGUCAUAGAAUACUAGAGAAUGUCAUUGCAAUUAGGUCAUUUCAAAAUUCUCCCAAAUUGAAUUCAGUGUGCAGCCAAACGCAGCCUAAAUUUGAGCUGGGCUGAAGAGAUGUUAAGGAAUAAAAAGAGGCAAGUGUCUGGAAUUAUACCAUCUUUCCCAUGUUUGAGAGAUGCUCUUCUGUUCGAUUAUUAUAUGGAUUUAGUAAUAUAUAUUACCUUUGCUAAGCUUGCUUUUGCUCUAGCAUAUGGCCCAUUAAAUAAAGAGAUCUUCACCUUA
Magnolia sinica is the source of this 1446-nucleotide messenger RNA. Its product is annotated as homeobox-leucine zipper protein ATHB-13-like. The transcript is spliced from 3 exons. Bases 13 to 861 code for a protein of 282 amino acids. The record is from RefSeq and is a predicted model, not a curated record. Gene Ontology annotation, molecular function: sequence-specific DNA binding; DNA-binding transcription factor activity, RNA polymerase II-specific. Gene Ontology annotation, cellular component: nucleus. Lineage: Eukaryota; Viridiplantae; Streptophyta; Magnoliopsida; Magnoliales; Magnoliaceae. Gene Ontology annotation, biological process: positive regulation of DNA-templated transcription.